Messenger RNA from Ceraceosorus guamensis, 1812 nucleotides. RefSeq lists its product as hypothetical. The record is from RefSeq and is a predicted model, not a curated record. The transcript is spliced from 4 exons. Gene Ontology annotation, molecular function: polyamine oxidase activity; L-amino-acid oxidase activity. Bases 1 to 1812 code for a protein of 603 amino acids. NCBI's taxonomy places the organism in Eukaryota, Fungi, Basidiomycota, Exobasidiomycetes, Ceraceosorales, Ceraceosoraceae. Gene Ontology annotation, biological process: amino acid catabolic process.
AUGUGCCCAGCAAUUUCCCUACUUAGCUCCCUGACUGCUUCGCACAUCAUGAAGCUCAUGCAUUCCAACGUCGUCAACACAGACGAGUAUCCACUGCUGCACCUUGCCAAGACGUGCGCCACUCCGGAUCAGCUUAGCGUCACCGUCAUGUCCCACGUUUCGGCAGUAGGAGCACGAGGAUCCGGAAGCGCUAGCGGCUCCGUACCGAAGCGCGGGGCUGAAGGAUCCAAGCCAAAGCUGGCGAUUGCGGGGGCAGGAGUCUCCGGUCUGUACGCCGGCAUCUUGAUGCAGCGCGCAGGCUGGGACGUCGACAUUUUCGAGGCGUCUGCCCGCGUCGGGGGUCGUAUCCAGACUCACCGAUUCAAUGAUGAGCAAGACAAUUGGUUCGAAGUUGGCGCUAUGAGAAUUCCUCAAUCGCCAGCGCACCAGAUCGUCGGCGACCUCAUCGACUACUGCAACGUUCAUGGGGGAGGAAAGAGUCGACUUGGACCUCUUCAGCGCAUCCCUUACGUUCUGGAACAUCCUAACAAUUUGAUCCAUGUCAACGGUCGUCAAGUGCGCUUGUGCGACCCAGAAGCCAAAUGUCCUGUCAAGCUGGGCUUUCCCGAUGUUCCUCCUGCGUACCACGGCAAAUCGGCGCAGGAGCUCUUGAUGUCCGUCUUGCAUCCCUUCAUCGAACAAUUGCACAAGGACUUCAACAAAGGUUUUGAAGAGAUAUUAAAGUAUGACCACCUUUCCUUCCGGAUGUAUCUCAAGCAGAUAGCUGGCUUUCCCACGAGUGUCAUCGACUACAUCGAGGCACUCUGCAGCCAGUCCAAUCAGUACGAUCUAGCGUUCACCGAAAUCUGCUGCUUGUCGAUGGACUUCUUCACUCCAGAAUGGAUUACGCUCGCAGGGGGUAUGGACCGCCUUCCGCGAAGCAUGGCGCACAUGAUAGGUCUCAAGAAUCUGCACUUGGGUGCCCCGGUCACUACUAUCGAAGCUCUUCCGGACGGCAAAGUCUUCUUGGCUGCUGGCGGGCGAGUAACCGGAAAUGUGUACGACAAGGUGUUGCUCGCGAUGCCUCCUGCUGCGCUCAAGAUGAUUCCCAACAGACCUAGAUGGCACACUCGCAAAGAGCACGCUUUGCGAGCGAUGCAUUUUGAACCGCUCUACAAGCUCGGUAUUCGCUUCAAAUCGCGUUUUUGGGAGAAAGUCGCUCAGCCCUCGUUCGGUGGUCAAACGACCACGGACCUACCAUCGAGAUGGAUUGUCUACCCAAGCAACGGCAUCGGAGACCAAGGUUCAGGUGUCUUGCUGCUCUACUCCUGGAUGACCGACGCAGCCGCUUUCCUGCCUCUCUCCAUCCCAGAGCGUCUCGAGCUCGGCCUCAAAGACCUUGAGAAGAUCUACGGUCCGCAGGGCGUCGACGUUCGUGCGGAAUUCCUUGAAGCCCAAGAUGCUGCUUGGUCAUCCAAAUGGGCAACUGGUGACAGCAUGUUCCUUCCGGGUCAAUUUUCCACGUUGCACGACGCGGCUGGCCAAGCAGAAGGCAACAUCCACUUUGCUGGCGAGCACCUGUCCAGAAGACACACCUGGAUCGCUGGCGCCUUGAGCUCCGCUCUGUCUUCCGUUCGAGAAAUGACCGGAGAUGCAACGAUCGAAGCACUUGGCCAGCACACCACGACGGUGAACCCUCAGCAGCCAGAAACAUUCCGAGCAGACCCCGAACCUGCAGUAGCUACUGCACAGCACAAUGAGUCAACUCGCCCUUCGAACGAGAGGUCGCUAGAGCUCCAACCUGCCCGCAAGCCUCCACUUGCAAAGCUUUAG